CUGUGCAGGAACAUAAUAGGUGUUGACCCAUUUGGGAGUGAAGAGGCUAUUCCCUUCCUGCUAUGCCCCAGAUGACACCCUGACCUGAACAGGCCAAGUGAGUCAACUCAUCCCAAGGCACUUCAUGUGUGAAAAUGGUGUCUUAGAUCCCUGCAAAAUAUUCUUCCUCACCCUGGCCCUGAAUUGCAGACGCCCUCUUACCAACUGAGGAAACACAGUUCUUGACACAGUUCUGUUUUGAACACCAGCGAGAGGGGGUUGGUCAAGAAUGACCUGAAGAUCUUCCUAAACCCUCCUUUCCCUGUCAGCUCCAGAACCCCUUGCAUUUCCACUAGGCUCCAGCUGUUCAGCUGCUCCAGUUUUAUGAGUUGUUUGGGGCUUGUCUUCGCUACCACGCUACAUCAGCGCAGCUGUGUCAAUGUAGCACAUCUGGUGAAGACGCGCUAUGUCAAUGGGAGAACACUCUAAUUCAUGUCUGUAAAGCAUUUUGGGACCUGCAGAUGGAAGUCUGUCCAGAACUGAGGAAAAAAGGUCUAUUCCUACUUCUUCCUCAAACAUAAUUUCAAGGGUGACAACAGCUCUCUCUGGACUAAGCUAUAGUGACUCCAAAAGCCCCUCUGGACUGUGGGAUAUAGUUAUUUUGUCUCGCUCAUAUUGUGGAGAAAUUCUCCAUCCUGAGCUUCAGCCAUGAAUUUCCUCCGAAGGCGCCUCUCGGACAGUAGUUUUGUGGCCAACUUGCCCAAUGGCUAUAUGAUGGAUCUGCAGCGUCCUGAUAAUUCCACUAGCUCUCCAGGUUCUCCAGCAACUGAGAGGAAGCAACAGCAGCAGCCAUCACCCUCUUCCUCUUCUGGAACCAGUAUCUUCAGUUCCAUCUCCAGUGCCAUGAAGCAGACCACACAAGCAGCUGCAGGACUGAUGGAGCACUCGGCAAGCCCUGCUCCUGUGGCUCAGAAACCCAAGAUCCUUUUGGUGAUUGAUGAUGCUCACACGGAUUGGGCCAAGUAUUUCCAGGGGAAGAAGGUGAAUGGAGAAUUUGAGAUCCGAGUGGAACAGGCUGAGUUCUCAGAGCUGAACCUGGCUGCUUACGUUACUGGUGGCUGCAUGGUGGACAUGCAGGUCAUGAGGAACGGCACUAAGGUAGUAAGGUCCUUUAAGCCUGACUUUGUUCUGAUUCGACAACAUGCCUACAGCAUGGCACUAGGAGAGGACUUUCGCAGCCUCAUCAUCGGCCUGCAGUAUGGCGGAGUCCAUAGUGUCAACUCCCUUUACUCCAUCUAUAACUUCUGCAGCAAGCCCUGGGUGUUCUCUCAGCUAAUUAAAAUCUUCAACUCGCUGGGUCCUGAGAAGUUCCCCCUUGUGGAGCAAACAUUCUUCCCAAGCCAUAAGCAGAUGCUCACAACCCCAAAUUUCCCUGUCGUGGUCAAGCUGGGACAUGCUCAUGCUGGAAUGGGGAAGGUAAAAGUUGAGAACCAGUAUGACUUCCAGGACAUGGCCAGCGUGGUUGCCAUGGCAAAAACCUAUGCCACCACCGAGGCGUUCAUCGACUCCAAGUACGACAUCCGAAUCCAGAAAAUCGGCAGCAAUUACAAAGCUUACAUGAGGACAUCCAUCUCUGGGAACUGGAAGGCAAACACAGGUUCUGCCAUGCUGGAGCAGAUCGCAAUGACAGAGAGGUACAGACUCUGGGCGGACUCCUGCGCCGAGAUGUUUGGAGGCCUCGAUAUUUGUGCUGUCAAAGCUGUCCACAGCAAAGACGGGAAGGACUAUAUCAUUGAGGUGAUGGAUAGCUCGAUGCCCCUGAUAGGGGAGCACGUGGAGGAGGACACACAGCUCGUAGCUGAUCUGGUUGUCUCCAAAAUGACUCAGCUUCUUGUGACUGCAGGAUCUACCCCCUCACCUCCAAGGCCUUGGCCACAACAAGUCCAGCCUCAGUCAAUGAAAUCACAGAUGCAGCCUCAGCCUGGACCCCAGCUUGGACAACCGUCCCAACCACGGCCACCUCCUCAAGGGGGUCCACGCCAGCCUCAGGGAUCUCAGCCUCCGCGGACUGGACCACCUCCACAACAACGGCUCUCUCCUCAGGGCCAGCAGCCCCAGAGUCCCCAGUCUAGCUCACCUCAGCAGCAGAGGUCGCCUGGAUCCCCCCAGCUAACACGAUCUUCCACUGGGACCUCCCCAGUCCAGGCCUCCAAGCCGGGCAUCUUCCCACCACAGCAGCCUAGACCUCCUGCCCAAGGACGGGCUCCUGCUCAACAAGGCCUUGGUGAAACACCCAAGCAGCAGGCCUCCCCACAUCCACACCUGAACAAAUCCCAGUCCCUGACGAACACCUUCAGCAUAUCUGAAUCAUCACAACGGGGAAAUGCCAACGAAGAUGAGGCAAAAGCUGAAACCAUCCGCAACCUGAGGAAGUCUUUUGCUAGCCUGUUUUCUGAUUAACAUCCCUGGAGUCAGAUCAGUGCUUUUGUUAGCCCACUCUUCAUAUCAACCUACCCGAUGUUAUUGUGGAAUUUACUCACUGGUACCUACUCAUGAAAAAUCUGGGAACAUAAUCCUUCAAGCUCUCUUUUCUAAAUGGGUUUUGCCCAGGAAUUAGUUAGCCCUAGAUGUUUUAAUUUUAAGGGUUAUUCCAACAUGGGCCAGAAAAGUGAUUAUGUAAAAAUAGCACUUUUUCACUUGGUAGAUCUGCUCUGUGUGCAUAGUCAGUCAGAUCUGCUUACUUGAGUGACCUGAAAUAAGUUCAAGGUAUUUUUUACUCCUAUUACCCCUUUCUGAGACAACACAGCUUUUGGAGAGCAAAUUAGAUUCUAUUUUGGCUUGCACAUUAUCAAUAGAAUGAGUAACUACGGUCCCCUUACAGACUCUUUAUUCUCGUUGCAGCUGGCCCAAAAGGAACAGAGUUUGAUUUCUGAUGCAAAUGUGCAGAGACAGAAGUUAGAAUAAACAUCUGUUUACUUGUAAGUGAGCGUGUUUGAUCUGGAAAUCAUAGACACACAAUGAAUUUGGAACCUCAUAAUGCUAACUUUACAGAGUCACUUUUCUGAGCAGAAAUACAUUUCAAGUAAAACUUGGUAUCAGCUGUCAGUGAGUCCCAGAGAUCAUUGGAGCAGGGUAUAUAUUGGAUUUCUGCUCUGCUGAGGGCCAUCUUACCAGUAGCAAUGUAAAUGUCUCUGUUUCAUGCCUUGAGGCUGUGUUUCCUAUAUGUGUUACUUGAUUUCUGGGAGAAAGGUGUCAUGUUAUUACCCUACAGCCAUAGCUCAAAAAUAAACCAGAAAAUAGGACUGCUGCACAUCUUGAAAAAAUGGAUAUUUUAUGUUCAAAUAUAGUUCAUACCAACUUCAGAUAAAAUCCAUCCAAGCUGCUAAAUCUGUGUAAUCUGACUUGGUUGCUUCUGACUAAAUGAUCCCCAUGGGACAAGAUUAAUUAGUAGCAGAGUUUAUGAGGUGUUCAUACCGUUAUGGGCCUUCCAUGCUACAAACUGGCGAGAGCCAUGGGGUAAAAUCCUGGCCCCACUAAAGUCAGAGGGAGUUUUUCAUGGACUUUAGUGGGGCCAGGACUUCACCCAUGGAGUCAAUGCAAGGUGAGAGACCUGUGACCGGAUGGCUUCCCCCUAGAGAACUAUCACUUGCAAGAGAGAACAACCAGUACAGCCUGGUGACUCCCAAAGUGGGAAGACAAUGUAUGCAGAACCAGUUUAGAGCUGGAGCCAUGAUGGAUCUGAUUGCCUACUCUUUUUAAUGACUGCCCCAAGGAAUCUCCCCUGGGACAGGUUAUCAGUAUUACGGGUACCCCAAAGAAUUAUUUUUCUGGAGAACUCGUAAGGGGGGCAGAAGGGACCCAUAGUUGAACCAUUGCCUGCUCUGCUUUCCCUCGUGGCAUGUGACAGUCUAAAUCAGGGGUGUGUGCAACUAGCUUUGGACUGAGCCAUAACAAAAAAAAAAGUGACAGAAGCUAUAUGAAUAGCUGGACAUUAAUGGAGCUAAGACAAUUUAGCCCAGCUGAGGCUUUGCUCCUUGGAACAGGAGCAGUUCAAUUUACAACACACCAGCUGUGGGUGUGGUAUUUCCAUCCCACCAAUCUUAUGCACAGGAAGCGAGGCCCUGUGAACCCCAGUGAGGAGGCAGAUGACACAGAAGACAUUUCUGCUAGACUUUCCUUCUGGGUCUAUCUAGUACCGUUGUACCAAUCCUCACAUGUAUCUUUAGGGCUGGAUCCUUGAGACCAUGUCCCCUUUGCAGCACACCAGGAAGUUCCUGUUUGGAGCUGAGCGAGGACAUUUUAUGGCUAUCAAACACAUUUCAGUGUGCAGCUCUGCCUGGGGUUUAGUGCUUUCCUGUAACCUGAAAUGGGAACAGAAACCCAAAGUAGCAAGAAAAACAGCAGGCUGGUCAUCUUGGAUUUUACAGCAACAUGGGAAUAAAGCCAGACAAUUCAUUCCUGCACACACCAGUAACAAUUGUCAUCACAGUAGAGCCACAGGGACCCAAGGCAAUCAGCUCCGAGACUAUCCUGACUGGGUCUUCGUAGAUAAAUGUCUUUGGUGAGCUGUGUGCUUUCCAGCAUGCCACUUUUUCUGGGUGGGAAGGCUCUUUGGAUCAAUGAAUUAUGUCUGUCGGUUAAUA
Messenger RNA from Mauremys reevesii (Reeves's turtle), 4622 nucleotides. It is a transcript of the gene SYN3, whose product is annotated as synapsin III. Gene Ontology annotation, cellular component: synaptic vesicle membrane; synaptic vesicle. Gene Ontology annotation, molecular function: ATP binding. The transcript has 15 exons. The record is from RefSeq and is a predicted model, not a curated record. NCBI's taxonomy places the organism in Eukaryota, Metazoa, Chordata, Testudines, Geoemydidae. Gene Ontology annotation, biological process: neurotransmitter secretion. The coding region runs from base 688 to 2439 and encodes 583 amino acids.